CCAAUCGUGAGAUCGGCCGUAAGUGGCAUGAGGACCAAAAAGAUCAACAACGACUUGCACCUGUAGGAAACAACAUUGGAGCUAUUUACAAUGGCGCUGUGACAACCAAUGUCAUGCGGAAUACCGGUUCACAACAAUCGUCUCGGGUAGGAAAUACCGAUAGUGAUGUGAGUAGCCCUACUUACUACUCUUCAUGGAAGCCUGGGUUGACCUGCGAAGGAUGAUGAAGGUGACGUCGAAGACGACGAAGAGGAAGAAGAAUAUGAUGAUGAAGCCUCUACAUCUAGACUGCCCCAUCAGGACUCCUUUCGGAAUGCCCAUGCUGAGAUGGACCAAGCGAACAAAUGCAAGCUUACUAGCGGUCGCUUUGUAGAAGAUGUCAUGUUUGUCGCGUUGAACAACGCGCCCAGCGCGGAAUUUGUGCACCCUCUUGCCUAAUUGCUCGUGCUAGAUACAUUGGAUCCCCUGAUGCAGAGCUGGCUCACCCCGGAUGAAUUGAAAGAGAUAAACGCGAGCAUGUUGCUCAUGCCUGCCCCUGGCAAAAUGCUACUGAACCCGUUAAACAGAUUCUCGCAUGUCACAACCACAAAGGAGCUCCGCGAGGUCCUGGGCAUGUCAAGUGACUUGCCAGAGGGCACUCUCUACGAUUACGAACCUCAUUAUAAUUUAGAAUAG
Molecule: messenger RNA, 675 nt
Organism: Tuber aestivum (summer truffle)
Lineage: Eukaryota; Fungi; Ascomycota; Pezizomycetes; Pezizales; Tuberaceae
Source: the annotation of a GenBank genome assembly